Frankliniella occidentalis (western flower thrips) is the source of this 1759-nucleotide messenger RNA. RefSeq lists its product as uncharacterized. The coding region runs from base 61 to 1485 and encodes 474 amino acids. The record is from RefSeq and is a predicted model, not a curated record. NCBI's taxonomy places the organism in Eukaryota, Metazoa, Arthropoda, Insecta, Thysanoptera, Thripidae. The transcript has 8 exons.
GGCUGGCUGGACGCCUUCGCUCCUGACGGCGACGGGCUGGGCGCCGACACCCCCGUCGCCAUGGCGGCAGAGCCGUCGAGUCGGGGAGACAUCGCCCUGGACAUGGAGAGGGCGCCCGCCAAACCCGAGGAGGCGAUGAGCUGGGCCGGGAGCGGCCUUCUAACAGCCGCCGGCAGCGGAUCAACAUACGGCCUGCACUGCUGGGAGACGCCCAGCAACGUGCCACCGUCCGCCCCCUCUACCCCAGAGAAUGGGGGUACCCUCGCCUUGCGGGACAUGUACCCUUUCAUGGCGGAGCCCUUGCCGCCACCGCAACAUCUCGAACAGCCGAUUGCUGAGGACCAGCUACAGGAUCUGACCAACUGGCUGCUUUCCUCCGUCCAACACAAGCAGAGCUCUCUCCUGAUGCUAGACGAGUUUCAGCCCCUGGCACAGCCUCUCGACGUGCAGCCCGAGAGCGAGCCGCAGCCGGCGCACGGGAGCGUGGUGGCCUGGCCAUCCAGGGAGGUGCGCUCUCUGAUCGCGGGUGCGCUGGCCGCGCCCCUGCCGCCCGCCGAGGAGGUGCUGGUGGCGGCGGCGGGCAGGAGCCACCAGGACUCGUCCGUCCUCCUUCGCUGCGUGACCUGCGGCGCGCCCUUCGACUGUGGCCUUAGGACCUGCCGCUGCGCCGCGCCCAGGGCGCGCAAGGGCAGCAGCAGCCUGCUGCAGAGGCUGCGCUCCGCCGCCUCCAAGCACGCCCGGAAGAAGGCCGGCGGCGCUCACAGCUCGGUACAGGUCAUAUGGGAGAACGAGGAGGUGGUAGGCGGCAGCGACUCCGAGGGCUCGGGAGGCUCUGACAUGGACGUUGACGGGGCCGGCGCGGAGCAGCCCGUGAUCGCUGAGCAGCAGACCAGUGCCAAGCGAAAGACGAGCGGCGGACAGCCCGGCGGCAAGAGGCCGCGGACAGCGCGGCAUGACGCGGUGGAGGAGAAGGGCAGCCGCCAGGCGUCCCGCGGGGGCGGACAACGGGGGCGGCCGCGGGGGCGGGGGCGUCCUCCAGGGCGGCGUGGUCUGCGCGUUGGGGGGCGGCCCGCUCGCGGCUCGGGGGCGGCGUCCGCGGCGCAACGUGGCCGGAGCGGGAGCCGCCGGUCGAGCAGGACGACGCGGUCCGGCCAGCGGGGACAGCGGAGGCGCUCGUCGUCCAACCGCGUCGCCAGGCGGGGGCGCAGCGCGGGGAACAGGUGCUCGGAGUGCGGGCGCGCCAUGCCCAAGCUGGGCUGGCUGUCCAUGGUGGGUCGCGCCAUCAAGCGCGCCCUGGGCGGCGGCGAGCGGCCCUUCUGCAGCACCUGCUGGCGGAAGCUGCCCCAGCGGCGGCGACGGGGGUCCCAGCAGCAGCAGCAACAGCAGCAGCCUCCGGUCGUGCCGCCCCCGCAGGGCGCGCAGGGCGAGCUGUGCGACCAGCCCCCGGCCGCGGCCGCGCAGCAGCAGGCCAACCCCGCGGCGUGACGGCACCGUCCAGUGACACAAACACCGGGGGCUUCCCUUGUACCGCGCGGUACCCACUUGGCAUGACGCACCGGGACGCGGCACUACGCGGCCAUCGCCAGGAGCGCGCAGGGGCGUCACGCGGGCCCUCUGCUUUGUCUCCAUUGUGGCCAAUAAACGCGCGUGACAGUGUGACGGCGCACCCGGGGCCCCCGUGGUGCAAUCCGAGGAGUGGGUGUAGUGUGUGUUAUCCCCACGGGUGCCCUCUGCUCAUUCAAAGAACAGACUUUGUCGA